AUGAAGCUGUUUCGGAUCACGGCAAGCCGACCGACGUCGUGGCCACCCUCUUCGCAACUUCCCUUCGUCUCCGAUUCACUACGGCGUGUUUACGAUCGCCACCUGGCGCCAGGCUUGACUGACCUCGUGACGGGUUUGACAAGCGUUUACCUCGUCUCGUACCGACAUGAAGUAGCCGACUUUGUGUAUGAAAUGAAGAUGCUUUUCGAAGAAUAG
Protopolystoma xenopodis is the source of this 216-nucleotide messenger RNA. The record is from the annotation of a GenBank genome assembly. NCBI's taxonomy places the organism in Eukaryota, Metazoa, Platyhelminthes, Monogenea, Polystomatidea, Polystomatidae.